Mobula hypostoma (lesser devil ray) is the source of this 12748-nucleotide messenger RNA. RefSeq names its product leucine zipper putative tumor suppressor 3. Lineage: Eukaryota; Metazoa; Chordata; Chondrichthyes; Myliobatiformes; Myliobatidae. Gene Ontology annotation, cellular component: dendritic spine. Bases 537 to 2534 code for a protein of 665 amino acids. The record is from RefSeq and is a predicted model, not a curated record. Gene Ontology annotation, biological process: regulation of dendritic spine morphogenesis. The transcript is spliced from 4 exons.
GCAAGUUAGCGCGAGCAAACUGUACUUGGGUCACGACAGGAGCUGCCAAGCGAGUGAAGAGGUUGAAUUUUCCAGAAAUGUUACAAUUGUUUUCUCUCUCCUCAUCGACCAGCCUAGAGUUAAAGUAGAUCGCUGCCACACUGUCUUGGCUCGCUUUGCAGGCUCGGGGACGUGCGAGAGGCAAGUCCUGCCUGUUAAAUCGGCAUUGCACUCAGGGAAGGAGCAGCUCUGGUCACGGACGCUGGCUGAGCGAAGGUGUGGGGCUGCUUUGCCAUCGAGGGAUGACGGCUUGCAGGAGCUGAUAGGCUGGUGCAAGGCUGGAGGCAGGACCUGGGCUGCUACCGUGCGAAUGUCCACACUUGACAAUUCGCCACCAACAGCACAGCCGGAGGAGCCCGCGAGAAGCUCCCUCCUCCUCGGGAGGGGUUUUCUUUGAGAGACUCUUGACCUGAUCGCAAGCGAACAACUUUGCCCUCACCGCAGGAUGUACCUCAAUGGGACGCCAGCUGACGUGGCUCCACGGCUGCUGAGCCAGCAUGGCCAAGCUUCAGAUGCUUUCAACGGCCAGUGAGCCUGCUUACCACGGCUGCCAGACCUACCCGUUGUUCGCUCCCAGGACCGCCGAUCCGGGCCACUCCCAGGGCACGAUGGGGAGCGUGGGUAGCGGUGUCGCCAACGAGCAGGAGUUUGCGAUGAAAAGCAUGAACAGCAACAACCGACCAGGCCUCAUCCAGAACAGCAGCCGUCAGCAAGAUGGGCUGCGGAAUGGUUACGCAUCCCGGGAAUUCUCAAAACGCUUCUCGUCUGAGGAGAAAUGCUUUAAUUCCGAGAACAUGACAAAUUCUUUAUAUAUCAAUGGGGACCAUCGUAUAGGAACCAGAACUAAAACUGACAUGACAAACAACAACGAGAAGAAUACGCCUCCACAGCACAAAGAGCCAAGCAAUCCUCCGAAGAUACUUCCUAUCUCUGGCAAACUAGAGCAGACCAGCGAGGCAUUAAUUAGGCCCUCAGCUUUCAAGCCUGUUGUUCCCAAGAACUUCCACUCCAUGCAGAACCUCUGCCCACCGCAAACCAAUGGGAUAUCAGACAGCAGGAAAAGCCUGAAUACUCACCACAACAACAGCAGCAGCAGCCCUUCCGGGGGCCGAGUUGGAAUAGACAAGGCAGGCCACAGCAGGACUAUAAGCCACUCCGGAGGGAUGUCAGAUUCUGGCCGCAACUCGUUGACCAGCCUGCCGACGUAUGGCUCAGGGUACAGCCAGCACAUUGGCCCACUGAGCGCCUCCACCAGCCACAUCAACCGUCUCGGAACGUCGUACGGGGAGAGGGGCGUGCUGGGGUACAAUGGGAUCUCGACCUCGGACAGCGGACGCUCCUCCAGCAAGAGCGUGUCCUCCUUCAACAAGCUGAACCACGCGCACGAGACCCUCGCGUACCACUCGCCGUCCAGCGACGACAUCAUUCAGGACCUUGAGGACCGGCUGUGGGAGAAGGAGCAGGAGGUCCUGCAGAUGAGACGGAGCCUCGACAAGAGCGAGGCGGCCAUCGUGCAGGUCUUCGAGGAGAAGCAGAAGAUGUGGGAGCGCGAAAUGGAUGACCUGAAGCAAAACUAUGCAAACAAGUUGCAGCAGGUGUCGAAGAAGGCACAGCGGUCGCAGCAAGCCCUGCAGCUUCAGAUCUUCAAAUUGCAACAGGAGAAGAAGAAGCUGCAGGAAGAUGUCGGACAGCUCCUGCAACAGCGGGAAGAGCUGGAGAAAAAAUGCCUGACCUUUAAAAAAGAGCAGUCCGAACUGCUGCCCAGGCUUGAGGAGACCAAAUGGGAGGUAUGUCAGAAGGCCGGUGAGAUCUCCUUAAUGAAGCAGCAGAUGAAAGACUCGCAGGCUGACGUUGCCCAGAAGCUGAACGAGAUGGUGGUAUUAAGGACACAGCUAAAGGAGUUGACAUCAGCACUGCGGGCCAAGGAGGAGCAGAUCCUUGAGCUGAAGGACUCCUUCGGUGCCAAAGGCAUCGAGCUGGAAGUGUGUGAGAACGAGCUGCAGCGGAAAGCCAGCGAGGCCCAGCUCCUGAGGGAGAAGCUCGGCCAGAAUGAGGUAGAGAUCUCGGGCUUGAAGCAAGCCCUGGUCAGUGCGGGCCAGCCGGCACAGUGCAGCGAGGAGGCGCCGGAGGAGGAGCGGGACGAGCAGAGCUGCGAGAGCGACGAGGCCAAGAUGCAGCGGCAGAACGAGGACGCGGCGAAGGCCCUGAGGAAGCAGGUGGAGCGGCUGCAGGGAGAGCUGAGGCUGGAGCGGCAGCAACACGAGCAGCAGCUCUCCCACUUCGAGGAGGAGAGGCAGACCUGGCAGGAGGAGAAGGACAAAGUCAUCAAGUAUCAGAAGCAGCUGCAGUUGAACUAUGUGGAGAUGUACCAGAAGAACCAAGCACUGGAGAGCAAACUUAAUGAGAUGAACACAACGGUCAACUCCCCCACAGCCGAUGACAUGAAGCAAUGGACACCAUCUCGUCUGGAACGGAUUGAAUCCACAGAGAUCUAACCUGUGACACUUCCAUUAAUGUAUCACUGGGAUCAUUUACACAGAUUCUCUAAAGCUACUCCCCUGUAAACUUCAUCUUCUCAUUUUAUAUUACAGUCUGUGUUUGACUCGUAUAAAGUUUGACCCUUUUACUUUCAAAACUGUGUGAGGACAAAAUUUGUUCCGUUCCACCAACCCUAGUGCAUACUCUCGCCCUGAAGGUCAAAUAACAAGCGGCAGACAACCUGCUGUAAGAACUCAGUGUCUGGAUCCUGAUGCAGGGUUUUUGACCUGAAGUUCCUCUCCCCCCACCCAGAGAUGCUGCGUGACCAGAUGAGUUUCUCCAAUCAGCAGAUUGCUUGGUGCUGUAGAUUUGAGUGCAUACAGUCUCUUGUGUCUCUAGGUGAGGUAACAUGCUCGCCCUGUUUCUCUCCCUUCAGCAGGGAGGGGGUUGGGUGACUUGUUUACCAGUGUAUGCGGCGCAGUCAAUACCUCAGUCAGACUGUAGGCACGUUGAUCACUGCUCUCAAGACCCCUGAUCUUCGGGAAGUUGAUUACAAUUGAACAAAAUACCGCAGACCGUGGGAGUCUGAAAUCAAAGCAGAAAAUACGACAAGGUUGCCAGCAUUAUUUUGCACGUUUUCCCAAUUCCCUCCCACACCUUCCCUUUUGCUUUUUCUUUUCCCUGCAUCCACACUUCCUUUUCCUGUAGGGUUUCAAUGGGUGCUCCGGUUUCCUCCGACAUUCCAAAGACUUAUGGGUUAUGGUUAGUGGGUUGUGGGCAUGCUAUGUGGCGACACUUGUCCAGCAUAACCUUUGUUGAUUUGAUUUGGCGCAACUGUCGCAUUUCACUGUAUGUUUUGAUGUACGUGUGACAAAUAAAGCUAAUCUUUCCUAUUGCACACACUAAAAUGCCGAAGCUUCCACUUCAGAUGAAGUGCCAUCACUGAAAAUUAACUCAGUUUCCCUUUCCACAGACGCUGCAUGACCUGCUGAGUAUUUUGUUUAAUGUAGAGGUACAGGAUGGCCCUUUGAGCCAUGCUGCCCAGCAACCCCCGAUUUAAACCUAACCUAAACAUGGGACAAUUUACAGUGACCAAUUAACCAACUAACUGGUACGUCUUCGGACUGUGGGAGGAAACCAGAGAACCCGGGGGGAAGCCCAUGCCUCCCACGGAAAGGACAUACAAACUCCUUUCAGAGGACGCCGUGAUUGGACUCCAGACUCUAACGGUCUGACAUGCAGUAGCAUCAUGCUAACCUCUACACUACCGUGGAGAUGAAAUCAUCUGCAGUUACGUAUUCCUGUCCCACGAGUGUCCCUCUCCCAAUAGCAUUUAACAACCCUGAAUCUAACGUGGUCUCAUUUUAAGUUGUUUUUAUUUUGUCCUCACACCCUCCUUGAAACCCCUCUUCUCAGUCUCUGCCACCUACCAAACAUUGUCUUGAGGAGCUUGGAGCUGUGGAAACAAGAACCAAUUUUGUUAAGCGAGGGUAUAAGGGUCAUUUUACCAACCCAGCCAAUUGAAGUUAUGGUCUAAAUCAGCCCUGAUUUAAUUAAAUAGUGGAGUGGAAUUGAGGUGCUUAAGAUCAGUAAAAGAAAGGACAAGCUAACUGUCAGUGAAAUCGUCCAUCCUGACCAUGUUCUGUGUAAAUCACUGGAGUACAUUAGCUACCUGUACAAUUAUCCCUUAUGUAAGGAUGGCACAAAGUAUUCACAAAACCAGAUACAAGGCAUAAUCAGGCAAGGAAAUGACAUAUGCAGCACUAUUCCCUUCUCUCUCCUGCAUAUCCAUCAGCAUUCCUUAUCCCUGUUACAUUUUGUCUGGUAAUUGUUACAUGUUAAUCUCAGGUGGAAAGCUGGAAUGGGGUCCAAGCAGCUCUACGAUGUUCAUGUCACCCGCGUGCCACCAGUGCUUGACACUGGGUCAGAGGUGCAAAUACACUUGUGAGCUAUCUGUCUGUUUUUAUUUUCCAUUCCUUCCAUGUUUUAAAAAUAAUCACCUCCCAAAUUUUCCUAUCCCACUUAUCAAGCUGCCUGGGACGCAUCCUGUUGUCCCAGCUAUGACCCCCUUCUCCUGGCUGCCAUCUUAAAUUUUACAUGGAGUUAGAGACAUUUUCUCUGCUUGACAGAAUAAAACCCGACAAAGCUGCACAUCCCUUGGGCUUGGCCUUGUAAAAUUCCUUCAUCUCCUUUGUUCCCAGGUAAUUGGAUUCAUGAAUGUUGCCACAGUGAAUGUACUUUGCAUGAGUUUCUUUGGUAUUAAUGCAUUCCCUGAUCUCUUUCCCCUCCAUUCCCUGACAUCUUUCCCCUCCAUUCCCUGACAUCUUUCCCCUCCAUUCCCUGACAUUUUUCCCCUCCAUUCCCUGACAUCUUUGCCCUCUUCCAACCCUAAGAUCUGUUCACCUCCAUUUACAAGAGAUUUAUCAAUCCCUUUUGUUUGAAUGGCAUCCAAGUUUUUUCUUCCUGGAGAAAGUGUGUCCAACUCUUAACAUCUGGAAUUGUCCAUUUAUUAACUGCGAUAUCCUUUAGAACAUAGAAUAUUGCAGUACAGUACAGGUCCUUUGGCCCAUGAUAUUGUGCUGGCCUUUUAACCUGCUCUAAGAUCAAUCUAACUCCUACAUUGCCCUCUAUUUUUCUAUCAUCCAUAUGCCUACCCAAGAGUCUAUUAACUGUCCCUGAUAUAUCUAUCUCAACCACCAACCCUGGCAAGUGUUACAUGCACCCAUCGCAGUCUGUGUAAACAAAAAACAACUACCUCUGGGAUGCCCUUAUACUUUCCUCCAGUCACCUUAAAAUUAUGCUCCCUUGAGUUAGCCAUUUGCUCAUCUUAUUUUACCUUUAGUUUCCCAUAUUUACACAGCAAGAUGUGUCUCUCUCUAUAUGUCCUUUAUAAUUGUUUCUUUCACAUCAGGAAUAAAUGCAUUCAAUGAAUUGACACAGUGGUACAUCUGAUUACUUGCUGAGCAGCUGAUGCACGAGGAAUUUAACACUAGGUGAUGUCCUUUCAGUGGCAACCUGACUGCGUCACCAUUUCCGAUUAUGGAAACCCAAUAGAGUCACUUCACAGUCAAAUAGAAUCCACAAACCUGGCUGCCUUGGCAUUUUUUUUUUAUUUGACCUCGUUACCAUAGUGAUAAAAGAGGAUGUGCAAGAUUAAGGAAAAUCUUAUAUUAUUAAACAACGAAACUCAAACAGCACAGGAGGAGGCCAUUUGGCCCGUUACGCUAAAGAGGUGACAGGGAAGGAAAGAUGAUUGUAAUUCAAUAAUUCACGUCUUUGUCAAUAUUGUUGUAUCAUCCAGGGAAACAAAUGUCUCCUCUGUCCCUCUAAUUUAAGAGGUGUUUCCCACUGUUUCAGUCUUCAGAGAAUUACUGGUAAUCUCCCUGUUGUAACACCACAUGAAAGAGGAGCUAUCCAGUAAUUUGUCUAUUGGUAAAUGUUGGGUAGAGCGUGUAUAGUUCUAUGUAAAUAUGUAUGCCUGUGCCGUGUGUAAAGGUAGACAUUAUCCUUCCUGAGGUUACACACUGUAGUUUCUAAAGGUUUCCUAAACAAUUAGACAAUGCAUUUCUUAUUUGCUGCACAGCUUUCUUUGGAAAGAUGAUGAUCUCCAAGAGAUCGUUAUCUUUGCAAAACAUCACGCAAUUGAAAAUACAUUGAACCUAGAAGCAGUGAACUCCCAUCUAAAAACCCAUGACUAAAAGUUAAUUUCAAGCUCCCUGUUUUCUCAGCAGUCCUUGACCAAACCUUGCUGGAGAGGGGGGAUUACCUUUAAAGUGGAUGAUUGCACAUCAGAAACGGCCACGGAGGCUCUGGUGAACAGACUGAACGUAGAACAUUACAGCACAAUACAGGGCCUUCAGCCCACAAUGUCAGGCCAACUUUUAACCUACUCUAAGAUUAAUCUAACGCCCCCUCCUACGUAGUCCUCCUUUCUCCUAUCAUCUAUAUGCCUACCAAGAGUUUCUUAAAUGCCCCUCAUGAUUUUGCAUGAGUGACAUUUCAAAAGACAGUCAUCCAGCUUGUUAACCAUAGGCUGCUCCAUCUGUAGAUUUCACCCUAAAGCUGAACAGAUCUGUAAUUUAUAUCCAGAUAGCUCAAAUGUUCCGGAAAUUAAAAAGUGCAGUUCUGUUUUAAUUCCUUGAGAACACAGUUUUACCUCCAGCCAGUCUCUGUACUGAUGGUGAAGUCCCAUUAAGUUGAAGCAACUCUUGUACUUAGGUCCCCUUGCAAUAAAUACUAGUGAUUCAUGUAUUUUCUUCAUUGCUUGUUGUAAUCUGUGUAGGAUACCUAAAUCUCUCUACCUACCAAGUUAUAAUCCUGAAAUAUAUCCUGUUUCUUUUUUUUAUUCUGCCCAAUGCCACACUGUCCUGCAUUAUACACCAUCUGGCAUCUGGCUGGACAUCUUGUGCUUCUACUUUCGUCUCUUUAACCCAGUUGCACGUACAACCAGUCUCUGUACCAUUGCUUGAGAUGCAGAGUUGAAAGAGAAGGUACUGGUGGUUAUGGAGGUGGUGGUUAAUGGUGAGGUGUAGAAUCACACAGAAUAUAAACAGGCCCUUUGGCCCAGUGUGUUAAUGCUAACCAUCCUACACCAAUUGCACUUUACUGUCUUCCACAUUCUCAUCAGCUCCCUCAAGAUUCAACCACUCACCACGUACACAGGACAAUUUGAAGUGGCCAGUUAACUACCAACCCAAGUAAAGCUCUGCUUGAGAAUAAAACUAAACCCCAUCCUAAGCCGCAGGACAUCUUAAAGUUUGUGCAUUCUGAAGCUGGCAUCUCUGGUUCAAUCCCUUCAGGGUAACGUUGAGUAGCCACACUCUGAAAAGUGAAGAGAAGAGUAUGAGAGGCUAUGAUAGCUGAACCUCGACUUGCAGCUAACAUGGUGACUGGCUGCUGUUGUAUGUAAAGGGCUGUUCAUUAAUUUGUAACCUGACUUCACUCGUGCACCUGAGCUUUGAUGAACCGGUGAGUAAGGGAGUGAAUAGGUUGGGUGUAUGCUGCUUGAUUCAGUCAGGUUGACAGAGGGUUUGUUUAGCCAGCCUACCUGAACCCUUCCCCAGAUAGGCUGAGGAGAGGCUUUCCCAACACCUUCUGAGGCUGACUGAUCACCACGGAGCCCUAAAACACAGCAAGAAUCCCUAGGGAAUCUUGAUUUAACUUUGAAUCAUUAAUUUGUGGGUUACUACAAAAUAACUAUCAAUAAAAGAUUGUCUGGACCAUAUUUAGGUCAAAGUAUGAAAUAAAAUUAAAUCCUUGUUAUGUAAAAUGCAGAAUUCCAGCACCAAUAGUGAUUUGCUUUGGUUAAAUCCUCUACUUUCCUGUUUAGUCACUGAACUGCUCUGUAUGAAUUGCAGGGUAUUUGCUUCCUCCUCACUGCUCACCUCCCUGCCUUGUACCGUCAGCACCCUCACCCAAAUACAGAUGGAGGGUUGUAACUAACUGAGACCCACGUGCUUACCCUUGCGUCACCUCAAUGCAGCCAGUCCUCCUGAUAGUGUUCUGAUACCCACCACCCCGUCUCGUUAACCAAUCCCCAGUUUGAGCAAAAGGAACUCAGACUGUUGACUGGGACUGGCUGUCUCACUGUGGAUAUUUGACUGACAGUUCAUUCCUAUAGCAUUAAGUUUGAUAAUGGGUUUGUAACACGUGAAUUAGGAUGGAUAUGCCAUUUGGCUCCAUAAUCCUGGUGCAACAUUUAAUAUGAUCAAAGUUCAAAGUGGACUUAUUAUCAAAGUGCAUCUCUCACCACGUACAACCCUGAGAUUUAUUUUCAUGUGGGCACACUCAAUAAAUCCAUUAUAGAAUAAUAACCAUAACAGAAUGAAUUAAAGACUGCACCAUCUUGGGUGUGAAAAAGACAAACUCUGCAAAUACAAAAAGAAAUAAUAAUUAAAUAAAUAAGCAAUAGAUAUCGAGAAUGUGAGAUGAAGAGUCCUUGAAAGUGAGUCCAUAGUCCAUAGACGAUCGCGAAUUUCAGAAUUAGAAUCAGGUUUAAUAUCACUGACAUAUGUCAUGAAAUUUGUUGUUCUGCAAAGAACAACAAAUCUACUAUAAAUUACAAUUAGAAAUUUAUAAAUAUACUGUAAAAAUUAGUACGUGGUGUAAAAAUAGUGAGGUAGUUUUCAUGGGCUCAUCGUCCAUUCAGAAAUCUGGUGGUGGAUGGGAAGAAGCUGCUCCUAAAGCACUGAUUGCAUGUCUUCAGGCCGCUGUACCUCCUCUCUCAUGAUAGCGCUGAGAAGAGGCCAUGUCCUGUGUGGUGGUGGUUCUUAAUGAUGGAUGGCACCUUCUUAAGGCAUCGCCUGUUGAAGAUCUCCUUGAUGGUGGGGAGGCUGGCGCCCAUGAUGGGUUUACAAUUUCCUGCAGCGUUUGCUGAUCCUAUGCUGUUGUUCCCCCCCCAACACCCCCCAUACCAGUCUUGAUUGUAGCCUCAACCCCACAUUCCCACCUACUUGUGGUAUCAUUUACAGCUUAAUCCUCAAGCUUCUAUUUCACUCUGUCUUUAAAAGAUUCCACUCCCCUCUGCGAAAGAGUUCAACAGAUCCUCAAAGCACCUGGCCUCAUCUCUUUCAUAAACGGCUGACAGUAGCUCUAGAUUCACCCACAGGAGAAAACAUUCUCCUCACAUCCACCUUGUCAAAGCUCACCAGGAUCUGCUGAGUGUACUCCAGCAGAGUCAAGGUCCAUGAUCUUCAAAUCCACUUAAGGCUCUGUGCACAGCCAUUCUACCACUUCAUCACCUAAAAAUUUUGCUAAUUUAUCCUUUAAGAAACUAAACACUGGGGAAGAAAUGGAAAGCUUGUGCAGCAGCAGGUAUACUUAUGUUUGUUCUUGGUGCUCUCUGUGCUAUAGAGCACGUAGAGUUACCUUUGGCUGUGUUUUAUGGGAUGCUAGGUACAAAAAACAACAUUCAAGUCCCGCCCCCCCGAUGCAUUUGCUCAAUAAUUAGAAACCCAAAUAUCUUGUGCUCAGAUGUCCAUGCCAUUAAAAUACCCUUACCAACUUGCUCUAGCAAGAAUGUCUUUGUCAGAGAAUUGGUUGUGCAUGCACAUGACUAAGUUGAAAUCUCAUGCCAGUAAUAAACUGGAUGCCAGCUGACAUAAUAAUUAAAUAUAGGGCCACCUUAUUGGCUACGUCCAGGGAUUGCACUAUGGCAAUGCCAGUGCUGGAAUGGCGUAUGCCCUCUCAGGGGGGAGUAUGGUUGUAACAAUCACCUGUACACGAUAUCCAGGGAAGUGAUUGAAAUACAGCAAUAAACAGAAAAUGGUAUGUGUAAAAGCACUUUUUCAAUGGCAGGUAAUGUCUACUUUUACAGUAAGUCCUCAACGUAGAUUCAUAAUGUUGUUCUGUAGUUUUUCCAUUUUGUCCAGGAUUGACUAUUGUACAUUUUAAGUAUCUGUGUUUAGAAGGAACUGUAUGAGGAUCGAUGAGCUGUGAUGUCUAGUGAUAAACAAUUCCCCUUGGGAUGCUGAUUCUUCUCAGCCAACAUUCCUCAAUAUGCAGGGGUUCCCAACCUAGGGUCCAUUGACACUUUGGAUUAUGGUAUGGAUCUAUGGCAUAAAAAAGGUUGGGAACCCCUGCCCUAGUAGGUAAUGACUUUUAGGUAAUAAGCUCAGAUCACAUGCAACAAAAAUAGAAAUAAAAUUGUUUGUCAGGAACUGGUUAAGAAAAAAAAAAUUAGUCUUCAGAAAUGUCAUCACCACUUUUAUUUUGUCACAAAUUGACAAGAGCACUGAAACUCAGGAGAGAUAUUUGAAACAUGAUGAAUCUAGUUAGAAAACUAAAGCCCAAAAGCACAGGCAGGUGCAGCCCAGUGCAAUGGUACUCCAAUCUGCUGCAUCAGUGAAUAGAUUGUACCAAUGUUAAUCAAGUCAGUUGCUUUGUUUAUUACCAGGUAUUGACUGACGAGGGUUAUGACGCAGGUGUACACUUUCAGAACGAAACAAUAUGGCCUAUCAUGCUGUGCUAGUUCUUUAAAAGAACUAUUUGACUGAACCCCUGGAUUCCAAUUUGUAGAAACUGGAAAUUGCGCCGGCUUUUUAAAGCAAAAAUCAUGCAUACAAGCCUUUUAAUGUGACGUAGCAAUUCCCUGUGGAAAUAGUGAAACUGAGAAUGGGGUCCAUUCAUCGUUGCGAAGCUCGUGGUUCUCUACCAUCAUUCCAAAACACAGUGAGGUCCCCGACAAGUGUGAGACUCGCCUGUUUUGCUGACAGAAGUUGCAGCAAUAUUGUGUGAACUAUGACCUUUGAUUUCAACCCUCAAAGGAGGUAGGGUCCCCAUUGGAGCGUUGGGUUUUGGCCGUCUUUAUUUGCCAACCUGAGUUUAUAAUACUCUUCAUUGCUGACACAUCACUGCCAGAUCUCUGGGCUUAGUACAGUUACUCACCGCACAGGUUUAUUCUGUGCUAUGUGAGUGCCCUGGUGCCAAUCACAACAUGGGAUUUGAUCUGUGUCACCAAUCACAGAUGAGGCAGUGAGUACACACUCAAAAGGCAUACGCUCUCCUUGUAAAUUCCUCCCCUCACCUCACACCUCUGUGGUGGCCUUUCGGACUACUACAUCUGCCACAGAGGCUAAGACUCAGUUUCCAGCAGCAAAGACACAGUAGCUGCAAUCACAGUCAGGCGGUUACCAUGGCAAGGUGCACAUGUUUUAAUGGAAGAAUCAGUAAAAAUAACAGUACUAAUUUUUAAAAGCUAAAUUUUAGUUUGAAUUACUUCUUUCCCAUGCCAUCAGGUCCUGUUUAUUAAGGGUAGAUUCCAACUUUAAGCAAAGCAUUAAAUUACAGUGACAGACUACAGAGACUAGAAUGGUCUCCCUUGGAAUUUAUAAUCCCACUUUGAUGUUUUCUGACUAUUAAGUGGAUCCACAGGUAAUUUCUACUGAUUUAUCGUCGUCGUUAUGUGUUGUGUCAUAUGACGUGAGUGAUCAUGGUCUCCCAAUGACCAUGACUAUUGCCAGACUUUUCUAUAGAAGUGAUUUGCCAUUGCCUUCUUCUGGACAGUGUCUUUACAAGAUGAGUUACCCCAGUCAUUAUCAAUACUUCGGAGAUUGUCUGCCUGGUGUCAGUGGUUACAUGACCAGGACUUGUGAUAUGAGCUAGCUGCUCAUAUGACCAUCCACCACUUGUUCUCUUGGGUUCACAUGAUCCUGAUUGGGGUGGCUUAUGGGGGUUAAGCAGGUGCUACACCUUAUCUGAGGGUGACCUGCAGGCUAGCGGAGGAAUAGAGUACUUUGCAACUCCCUUGGUAGAGACGUAUCUCCACCCUGCCACCCAAUUCUGUUGAUCAGGCAAUUCUUGCAGGCAAAACCUAAAAAUUAGAACCACGUCUUCCAAGAGUAAAGUGUUUCUACAUCAGGAGCUGGUGGAAAGUUGGAAGCCUCUCCUAAAGAUUUAAAUCUGAUGUUGAUAGGUUUUUGUUAACCUAAAAUAUUAAGGGAUGUAAGGAAAAGGCAAAUAUAUGAAGUUAGAUUUCAUAACAGCUAUAAUCACAAAGACUGGCAGGACAAGGCUCAAGGGGCUACUUGCUAGCCUCCUGUUUUAUGUUCACAAUGAGUCUCAUUGCACCUUUCCUUGGGUUGACUGACCUUUCAAAAAUUACUGUUGAAAGUGUUCCAGAGUCCUUUCAGGUAAGACAUUUCGGAUUGUAAUCAUCCAAUAUAUUAAAAAAAGUAACCCUUUUGAUUUUGUUAAUCGGUUUCGGUUAACAGUCCUGCCACCACUUAACAAUUCACACAUAAUUAGAGAGUGUAAGGAGCAGCACACCAAACCAAUUCCUUUGCACCUCGUAAUAUUGGCCAAGGGACGAAAGUAAAGCAUUUAACAUUUCUAAACAUUAGGUUUUGCAGGUUGUUUUUCAGAAGGAGAAGGGUAAAAGUUGCUCUCCAGGUUUAACAAAAGUUACUCUCACCAAUAAAGUAUGUGAUAAAAGAUGGCUGAAAUGUCUCCAGUUCUUGCCCUCCUGUCUUGAAGGAGCCACGUACCAUUGAACUGGACCUAAACAUUGGAACAUAACAGUUUGUUCAAGAGGUUUCAAAAAUUCCUCCUGAAUUUUUUUCAGUUAUACACCAACUCAAUUCAUCUUUGUAUGUGGUCAGAAGCUACUUUAAAAUGUUUUAAUUUCUGAAUAUCAACUAUUCUAUACAAAAUAUUAAAUUAAUUUUUGUUUCUUUUGUAACAUAAAAUACUCUUGUUUAUGGCUCAUAAGUUAAAAGAAAAUAAACAUGAUUAU